AUGGCGUGCAUGAAGGUGGGGUCCAAAUCUGAAGUCUUUCACCUUGAUGGCCAAACCUGGAUUUGCUCAACUGGGCUUCCUACCGACGUCAUCAUUGAAGUUGGAGAGAGGACCUUCCAUCUCCACAAGUUCCCCUUGCUGUCCAGAAGUGGAGUAUUAGAAAACGUUAUUGGAGAGCUUUCUGGCGAGGAUGAGAAGUGUGUUUUGCAGCUCCAUGACAUCCCUGGAGGAGCCAAAACCUUUCUGCUUGUAGCCAAGUUCUGUUAUGGUGUUAGAAUAGAGCUCACUGCACUCAAUGUAGUCAAUCUUAGGUGUGCAGCUGAGUAUCUUGAGAUGACUGAAGACUAUGGAGAGGGAAAUCUCAUCGCCCAAACAGAAAGUUUUCUAAAUGAAAUUUUUGGUUACUGGACGGACUCGAUUAAAGCUCUUGAGACCUGUGAGGAGGUUCUCCCACAUGCAGAGGAAGUUCAUAUUGUUUCAAGAUGCAUUAAUUCUUUGGCAGUGAAAGCUUGUGCAGAUCCAAGUUUGUUUAGUUGGCCCAUGUCAGGACGCAGCGCUCUGGAAGGCCCAGAUGGAUCUGUAAUUUGGAAUGGAAUAUGCACAACAGCUAAGCCACAUACUGUCAGUGAAGAUUGGUGGUAUGAAGAUGUGUCCUUUCUGAGAUUGCCUCUGUAUAAAAGACUGAUUUUGGCUGUUGGAUCAAGAGGCAUGAAGCCAGAGAGAAUUUCCGGGUCUGUUGUCUACUACGCAAAGAGGCAUCUCCCCUUGUUGGGUAGGCAAUCAAGCUUUCAGACUGGAAACUCUGUUGCCCCAGGAUCAACUAUUUCUGCCCUAUCUGAUGUAGAUCAAAGGAGUCUCCUUGAAGAAAUAGAGGAGUUACUACCCAACCAAAAGGGUGUGACACCAACCAACUACCUGCUUAGGCUUUUGCGAACAGCAAUGAUUUUACAUGCUAGCCCAUCAUGUCUUGAGAAUUUAGAGAAAAGGGUUGGUGCUCAGUUGGAUCAAGCAGCUCUUGAAGAUCUUCUGAUACCAAACAUGGGGUACUCAGUGGAGACCCUUUAUGAUAUUGACUGCAUUCAGCGGAUUCUUGAUCACUUCAUGCUCGCGGAUCAUGAUUCUGUUGAUUCUACUUCUAAUUCUAUAGUGUAUGAGGGGCAGUUGAUGGGAGGUUGCCAUUCACUAACCCCCAUGACAAUGGUGGCUAAUCUGGUGGAUGGUUAUCUAGCCGAGGUGGCACCUGAUGUUAACUUGAAGUCACCGAAAUUUCAGUCUCUUGCCGCUGUUAUCCCAGAUUAUGCCAGGCCAUUAGAUGAUGGAAUUUACCGUGCAAUUGAUAUAUUCCUCAAGGCUCAUCCCUGGCUAACAGACUCUGAAAGGGAACAAAUCUGCAGGCUCAUGAACUGCCAGAAGCUCUCCUUGGAAGCCAGCACCCAUGCAGCCCAGAACGAGAGGUUGCCACUUCGUGUCAUUGUCCAAGUAUUAUUCUUUGAACAACUUCGGCUCCGCACCUCUGUUGCUGGUUGGGUCUUUGUCUCCGACAACCUUGAGAACUCACAAAAUCCCAGUGGGAAUCUUGCUCUGGCCAGAAACAAUGUCUCUGCCCAAGCAGGCGCCACAGGAAACCAACUUGUAGCAGUUGAUGACAUGAGGGAACGCGUUUCUGAGCUUGAGAAAGAAUGCUUCGGCAUGAAACAAGAGAUCGAGAAGCUGGUGAAAACAAAGGGGGGUUGGAACGCAAUCUUGAAAAAGUUUGCUUUCAAACUAAAGACCAAGCCCUAUGAUCCAAAAGCAUCGAAGCCCAGCAGUAAUUCAAAAGCAUCGGCAGCAUCAAUAGCACCACUUGUGAAUGGAGGAGAACACCAUGACAAUGGUGAAUUGCUAGACUGAAUUUCGUACUCUAAAAUGAAAGAAAAAAUAAGGCUAUUGUUUCAUUUAUUGUUAAUCCCUUCUCUCUGCCUUCUGAACAAGCUAAGCACUCUAC
This is a messenger RNA of Corylus avellana, 1984 nucleotides long. Its product is annotated as BTB/POZ domain-containing protein At5g03250-like. Lineage: Eukaryota; Viridiplantae; Streptophyta; Magnoliopsida; Fagales; Betulaceae. Gene Ontology annotation, molecular function: protein binding. The record is from RefSeq and is a predicted model, not a curated record.